CGUCCCUCUUUCUGUCCAGCGUAAACAGUAGGAGUGGACAUGGCGGCCGUGCUGAUGAGGUUUGUGCCCUGCUCUCUCGGACCCGCUGUGGUUCCGCGGUCUCUCUCCUUCAGCUCCAGCGCUGCAGUCCGAGCAGUCAGCUUGUCCACCACGAAGCCUCUUCCAGAAAGGGUGAAGAUAGUGGAAGUGGGACCCAGAGAUGGACUUCAGAACGAGAAGACCAUCGUCCCGGCUGAGGUCAAGAUCCGUCUGAUAGACAUGCUGUCUGAGGCGGGACUUCCUGUCAUCGAGGCCACCAGCUUUGUCUCUCCUAAAUGGGUCCCUCAGAUGGCUGACCAGGAGGAAGUGAUGCGAGGCAUUCAGAGGAAGCCUGGGGUUAAUUACCCAGUACUGACCCCCAACCUGAAGGGCUACAGAGCUGCUGUGACUGCUGGGGCGAAGGAAGUAGCCAUAUUUGGUGCUGCCUCUGAACUUUUCAGUAAGAAAAACAUUAACUGCUCAGUGGAGGAGAGUCUGCAGCGGUUUGAGGAGGUGAUGAAAGCAGCCAAACAGGAGGGAAUACCUGUGAGGGGGUACAUAUCUUGCGUUCUCGGAUGCCCCUACGAAGGCAAGGUAUCCCCUGUGAAAGUUGCAGAGGUUGCGAAGCGACUAUAUUCCAUGGGUUGCUAUGAGAUCUCCCUGGGCGACACCAUCGGUGUGGGCACUCCAGGCGGCAUGGCUGAGAUGCUGGAGGCGGUGAAGAAGGAGGUGCCCAUCCACGCCCUGGCCGUGCACUGCCACGACACUUACGGCCAGGCGCUCGCUAACAUCCUAGUAGCCCUGCAGAACGGUGUAAGUGUCGUGGACUCCUCGGUGGCUGGAUUAGGUGGCUGUCCAUAUGCCCAGGGGGCUUCUGGGAACGUGGCUACAGAAGACGUAAUAUAUAUGCUGAAUGGACUAGGCAUUCACACGGGAGUGGAUCUACCCAAACUGAUGGACGCUGGCUCGUAUAUCUGUCGCUCCCUCAACAGAAGGACCAGUUCCAAAGUAGCACAAGCCACCUGUAAACUGUGAUUUGCAAUACAAAUGGUGUGUUUUUUGCCCGUCUUCA
Molecule: messenger RNA, 1090 nt
Organism: Pygocentrus nattereri (red-bellied piranha)
Lineage: Eukaryota; Metazoa; Chordata; Actinopteri; Characiformes; Serrasalmidae
Gene: hmgcl
Product: 3-hydroxy-3-methylglutaryl-CoA lyase
Exons: 8
Coding region: 40-1053 (337 amino acids)
Biological process (GO): L-leucine catabolic process; ketone body biosynthetic process
Molecular function (GO): hydroxymethylglutaryl-CoA lyase activity
Source: RefSeq, a predicted model, not a curated record